AUGGGUAGUGCAUCUCAUGUUGAUGCGGGAAAGAAAGACCUAGUCAAAGAUGUCCAUAGGUUGGCUCGUUUUGGUGUUAGAUUAGAAGAUUCUCCUAAUGGUGGUUUUUGGGUCCAUCAUAACUCCAACUUGUCUUUGGUGGUUAAGGUGAAGUCUAAGCAACACCUUGAUCCAUCAUUGAUUGAGUUAAAGGAAACGGUUGCAUAUGAGUUGAGAUUACCUAGUGAGCUAGCUUCAGUUCAUCCGAUACUCGAUUUAUCCAUGCUUAAGAAGUGCAUUGGUGACCCCGAGUACAUCCUUCCUAUUGAAGGUAUAGAUGUGGAUGAGAAUCUCUCUUAUGAAGAGGUUCCGGUGGAAAUCCUUGACCAACAAAUACAGAAGUUGAAGAACAAGGAGGUGGCUUCCCUCAUGGUUGUUGUUAAGAAGGAAAUUCCUCAAAUGGUGAUGUUCAGCUCUUAUAUGAAGUAA
Molecule: messenger RNA, 468 nt
Organism: Solanum pennellii
Lineage: Eukaryota; Viridiplantae; Streptophyta; Magnoliopsida; Solanales; Solanaceae
Exons: 3
Coding region: 1-468 (155 amino acids)
Source: RefSeq, a predicted model, not a curated record